Musa acuminata AAA Group (dessert banana) is the source of this 1752-nucleotide messenger RNA. RefSeq lists its product as uncharacterized. Gene Ontology annotation, molecular function: DNA-binding transcription factor activity; DNA binding. The transcript has 5 exons. Lineage: Eukaryota; Viridiplantae; Streptophyta; Magnoliopsida; Zingiberales; Musaceae. Bases 595 to 1440 code for a protein of 281 amino acids. Gene Ontology annotation, biological process: regulation of DNA-templated transcription. The record is from RefSeq and is a predicted model, not a curated record.
GGAAGCUUGUUGUACAUCACUAGAUAUCUGGUAUAAUUUUUCUUGUUCAAAAUGCAUGAAGCACAAAAGGUGAUACGUAUGGUUUUAUCUGCUGAUCAUCCCUAGUAUUUUGAUCAGGAUCUCAAAUCUCUGUGACAAUGCAGCGGAUCUUAGCUACAUUGUGAUGGAUUGUUGACGGAACACAUUAACAUCUGCAAGCAGCUUCCGUGGAGGUUUUUCUCUUGAAGAAAUGACAAGCCUUCUGCUUUGCCUUUCUGACCUAUAUAUAGGUCAUGUGGUUAAUGGCAUGAAAUAGUAACUUAUCCGUUAUUGUGUUGGUAUAUAUUUAUCCGUUAUUCUUUUCCAUUUGUUUGUGCUCAUCCUGUAGUCUGCAAAUCAUUGUAUGAUCAGUGGGUUUUACAUUGCUUGUUCAAAGCUCAGCACUUCACUCUCCCAAAACACUUAUCACAAAGGGGUUGGCAAAAUUUUGUGGUGGUCUAAUCAUCCCUCUUCUCUCAAUAUGGUUUCUUUGCCUUCGUUUGUGAUUUUUGAGUAUACAGCCGUGGUAGGGAUUUUUCCAAGCAUUAAUACUGUAUUGGUCGGAGCAAGGCUGAUAUGAAGACUUUUCUCAAUAUGGUGUGCAGCUUAUGUUAUAUAAAGAUCAUUGUUCAGCAUCUACGACAUUCUUCGGUGAAGCCUGGAUCACGUGCUUUGUUUCGAGGGCAUGUCAUGCUUCUGUGCUAUGACAAUAGACUGUUUAGUCGAUCAUUACAUGGAAAUCUUCUUGUAUGGCAGUACUUGGGAAGCAAACCACAAGCGUCGGACCUCGUCUUCCUCUUCAUCGUCAGCUUGGCUGCCAUGGCUGCUUUCCACAAAUUAUAUCCCCUGGGGAUCGGAGAGACUGAUUCCGUCGUUGACCUCCAGCAAACGUUGCAGAGGGAUCCUCACUUGUUGGCUCUAUAUACAUAUGAAGAAUAUUCUUCUUCUCUCGCGAUGGCAGAAGAAGAGGAAGCAGCAAGCUUCAAGCUUUUCGGAACGGUGAUUCUGAAGGGGGAAAGACAGGUCAAGGAGGAAGAGGAUGCCGCGCAGGUGGCGUCGGGGCCGGGUGGGGCGGCUGAGGCGGCGGCGAGGGUGGCGGCGGCUCUGCCGUGCCCGAGGUGCAAGAGCAGGGAGACCAAGUUCUGCUACUUCAACAACUACAACGUGAACCAGCCGCGGCACUUCUGCAGGGCCUGCCACCGCUACUGGACCGCCGGCGGCGCCCUCCGCAACGUCCCCGUCGGCGCCGGCCGCCGGAGAGGCCGCCCCGCCCACCGUGGCGUCGGCGUCAGCAGCGGCGGCGGCGUGCUGGAGCGCCCGCCGCGGGAGCGUUUGGGCGGGGAAGCAGCGGAGCAGUGGCUCCUGAGGCCGCAGGCUCCGGCGAGGGUUGACCCAGGCUUCGACAGCGGGGGGCUUCGUUGACUUUCUUUCUAUGCGAUUACAGCGUGCUCCUCGCACGGGAAAAAGGAGACAGGUGAUUACAGUGUCGAGUGUCUUCUGCAACCCAGGGAAUCAUCACGAUUAGCUCCUUCUCUCAACUACAUCCAGCGCAUCCUGAAUAGCUUGGACGAAUGUAGCAACUUUGUAGGUGAAAAACCCAACGAGCAUCGGUAUCAACUCCAAGUGCAUGAAGCCAUAAUCUGGUACUAAUAUCCUGUUUUAUAAAGAACGAAUCACAAUAACUGCUAUUGCAGAUAACUCAAAUUUUACUAAAAAGAAAACCCCAUGAAUGAA